Messenger RNA from Penicillium taxi, 1038 nucleotides. RefSeq lists its product as uncharacterized. The annotation marks the transcript as partial. The record is from RefSeq and is a predicted model, not a curated record. NCBI's taxonomy places the organism in Eukaryota, Fungi, Ascomycota, Eurotiomycetes, Eurotiales, Aspergillaceae. The transcript is spliced from 2 exons.
UUUGCAAGCACUCAGAAUAUUCGCAGGUGCUCUAUAGGAUGUCCUAAGAAAUUUUUACAAGCAUUUAAUAUGCCCGAGAAUUGGUGGUCUGAAUUUGCGGGAGAACCUAACGGAUAUUUUGGUUGCGAGACAACCCAUCAAGAAGGUAAUAUAAUGGGCUUUAAUACAUGGGCAUACUUUGAGACAAAACAUGUUCAGACUAGUUCGGAUUACGAGUGGAUCAUACUAAAUAUCUUCACUCGGUGGAUUCCUUCUCUCAAUCAAACAUUUCUGCUUAUUUUUGAUCUAGCAGAAUUCUACUGGGAGCCAAUGCUUCAGUCAAUAUCGAAGCUAGUCAAAUCUUACUUAAGUAUUCCAUUCUGGCCCUACUCACACGUGCUAGAAAUCUUGGUCUCUAUCGAAGCGUCCGCCAUCUGGGCCAUACGGGAUCAAGUAAGGGCGAUUGAAAAAGAUAUCAAUUCAAACAGACCACAGCCAGAUUACCGGAGAAUGCAUGACAUUGCCCGUCACGCGAUUCAUGUUAGUGAGAGUCUAGAUGUCUCGGUUCAAAAUAUCGAGACUAUCAUCAAAAAAUAUAGUCUCUAUAUAAAGUCACAACCAAGAAACUCAUAUUCAGGUGAAGAUGAAGAUCUCAAAAACAAGAUCGAGUUUUUUGGGUGCUUUAUUGCAAGUCUACGCCACCGCUCAAUAUCAAACGAAAAACGGCUUCAGAACGAAAUCCAACUAGCUUUCAACAUUGUCGCCCAGGGUAACGCAGAAACGUCUGUGCAGAUAGGUCGUGCCGCACAGGUCGAUAAUUCGACCAUGAAAACAAUUGCAUUUGUCACGCUAGCCUUUCUCCCGCCUACCUUCAUCUCAUCCAUCUUCAGCAUGUCGUUCUUCCAGUCUGGAAAUAAUGGCUGGGGUAUGUCGGAUAAGUUUUGGAUAUAUUGGGCUUUUGCCAUCCCAACAACCAUUGCUACAGUUGUAGUCUGGCAGUACUGGCAUACACUCUUACCUAAGCCAAAGGUUGCUCCUGUUAUACCAAAUAUUUUCUAG